Epinephelus fuscoguttatus (brown-marbled grouper) is the source of this 4853-nucleotide messenger RNA. It is a transcript of the gene tslig3b, whose product is annotated as family with sequence similarity 98 member B. The transcript has 8 exons. Gene Ontology annotation, cellular component: tRNA-splicing ligase complex. The record is from RefSeq and is a predicted model, not a curated record. Lineage: Eukaryota; Metazoa; Chordata; Actinopteri; Perciformes; Serranidae. Bases 174 to 1427 code for a protein of 417 amino acids.
AGGUCGCGCAUGUUUCCCCCCGGCACCCGUACCUAACCGGAACAACAAAAAAGCAUGAGAGCGCCGUAGAAAUGAAUGGGUGCAAAAUUUGUUUAUGUUGACAUUAACGUAUGAGUAACGUCGUCAUGUUUUCAGCGGACUAACACACGUAAGAAAAACUCACGAAUUCAAAGAUGGAGGGCGACAUUUUGGACUCGUUAGAGCAGCUCGGCUAUGAUGGUCCCUUGCUGGACGAGAAGGCGCUGCUCGGAGCCGCAGAGGGAGGCCUGUCCUCUCCAGAGUAUGUGGACCUAUGCAGGUGGCUGGCGUCCAGAUUGAAGCCGCUGUGUGACCUGGAGGAGAGCAUUACUUCCAGUCCAGACGACAUGGACAGCCUCCAGCUGGAGAUGAGCGGUCUGCUCAAAGAGCUGCACUGUCCUCAUGAAGCCGUCGUCUCAGGGAUUCUCAAGGGCAGCGUGCGGAGUACAAAAGAUCAUCUCAAGUUUGUGUUGUUUUUAAGCUCUGAGCUCCAGGCAGCUCAGAUUGUGAGGAGCAGACAAGUGUCUCACAAACACCAAGGAGAGAGUCCGGUGUGUCAGGAGCUGCAGGCCAUCUGUGAAACUCUGAACCUGUCAGAGCCCAGAGGACAGGACGCAGCAGGAGUCCUCUCUCAGGUCCAAGACAAGGUUGAGAAUGUACUAAAAGAUCUCCCAAAAGGUGUCACUGGAAACCCAGUGCUGAAGAAGUCUCUAAGCAGUGAACAGUGGGAGAAGCUGCACAACAUAAACACAGCUCUGUCUUCAGAGUACGAGUGUCGGCGCAGGAUGCUGAUCAAACGGCUGGACGUCACCGUUCAGUCUUUCGGGUGGUCGGACAGAGCCAAGGUGAAGGUGGACAGCAUGGCGAGGGCCUACCAGCCUAAGAGACACUCUCUGAGCCCUCAGUCCACGGUGGACAUGUCCGAGCUGCUGGCUGCCAGAGAGGACAUCUGCAAUGUGGUCAAGACCAGCAGCGGCUCCAGCAGGGAGAAGACGACCUGUGCUGUCAACAAGAUCCUGAUGGGAAGAGUCCCGGACAGAGGAGGACGUCCCUCUGAGAUACAGGCCCCGCCUCCUGAGAUGCCACCCUGGCAGAAAAGACAAGAUGGAGGAGGAGGAGGAGGUGGCUGGGGAGGCCGUGGCGGUGGAAGAGGAGGUGGCGGCGGCGGUGGUUGGGGAGGAGGUGGAGGAAGAGGAGGAGGAGGAGGCGGCGGUGGUUGGGGAGGAGGAGGUGGAGGAGGGAAUUGGGGAGGAGGUGGAGGAAGAGGAGGAGGAGGCGGCGGUGGUUGGGGAGGAGGAGGUUGGGGAGGAGGUGGAGGAAGAGGAGGAGGAGGAGGCUGGGGAGGAGGUGGAUGGAACCAAGGAGGACACGGUGGACAUGGGGGGAAAAGAGGACGGUACCAGUAUUAACUUCUGAUAUUCUCAUGUAGUUUUUUUUUUUAAAGUGAUCCGUGUGUCGUGUUCGACAUGAGCGCAGUUCCGUUUUCAGUGUUUUUUUUUACGGAGAGAGGAAAAACUUUUUUUUAUCUGAUGCCAGUGAACUUCUCUCAUGUAGAUGAUUUAUAAAGCUCCUAUUUUUACUUUUAUCAGUGUUUCAUUUUGCUUUUUUGUUGUAAUAUACUCAUGAGUGGGUUAAAGUGAAAAUACCAGUGAUACUAUGACAUCAUGACAAGUACUUUAUUGUACUAGAACAAAUGAUCUAACGUAUUUAUUGGGCCAUACACUGUAACUGUCCCAAAUCCAUAUCACACACUGAUUCUAAGGAGCUUUUCAGUAUGUGUUGUAAAUUAAGUCAACUUAAGACAGUCAGUAUAGGUCAUAGAACUUGAUUUAAGUGUUUUUGAACACCCCUGUUCUCCCACAAUGUGAAGCACAAUGGAAAUAGAGGAGCUGCUCACAACUGGAAUACUUUACCAACAAAAUGACCAUCUGUAUAUCAUUUACCGUGAAACACAAAACUGUUGCUCAGCUAAGAUGAGGAAAUACAAUCAAAUUGUUUAUUUAAGGCAGUAUGAAUAUUACUUAUAUGGAAAUUGGACUUCGAAUUACAUAUCAGUUAUGGAUCAUUCAUUUGAUCUAGCUCCGUGAGACAGCGCAUGAGAGAGAGGGAGUUAUUUGUUAUACGGCACCUGGCAUACUGACACAACACCACUUUAUCCCGUUAAAAUGAAGCUCACAGCUUGGAUUCAUUUUUAUAAAAAACCUUUUGAUGGAAUAUGAAGGAAUACAAACAACUUUCAGGGUAAUCAAGUUGACUAUAUGACCACUUGAGAGGUAACGUAGGGAGUCACCACUCUUGUUUACCAGGCCGGUAAAUCUCAGCAUUACUGUCUUCUUUGGUGCUGGUACCAGUUUCAGUAAAAUGAACUGAGCGAUUGAACUGUGGAGAAACUAGCUGAGCUAACAAUAUGUAGCAUCUCCAUAUUGACAGAAGUUUAAACAUUUAUAUUUGUAUAUGCGAUCUAAGCACCUAACUAAUGUUAGCUGAAGUAGGUAGCCAACAGCUUGUUUUAUACAUCCAAAGAACAUCUAUAAAAAUGAAAUGCAUGGCAACCAGAUUAAGUGUCUAACUGAGACAGGCGAUUAUUUGUCAAAAUGUGUAGCCACACCAGGUGUUAGACCGGGACUAGGCUUAUAAUUUAAGGUUUACAGUAGUCAUGCCAUGUCAAGUUGAAUUCAUGCACCUCCGUGGAAAACAGUGAACGGAUUUAUUAUUCACCGAGGACCACAUUUAACAACCACAAAACUGUAUCAGAACAUCAGUUUACGGUCUCUCACAAAUUCGUGCAGUAUAUUCCAAGUCUCAUUUAUCCAGUUGUAUGCUCAGGACUUCCCAAACACAUGCAUUUUCACUGAAAACCCUGGUAUUGUAGUCUGGCUUUAAAGAGAUCAUAGAUGAGUUUCACGUGCAGUUCAUUUUUAAAUAGUCAGGUUUUAGCGAAAAUGCAUGUGUUUGGGAAGUACUGAACAUACGACUAGAUAAAUGAGAUGUGGAUCAUACUGCAUGGGUCUAAGAGUUUGCAAACAGGUGUUUCAAUAUAGUUUUGCUGUUGUUAAAAUUGCUCCCCAGUAAAUCAAUAUAUUCAUCAUUGUCUGUGGAGGCUUGCAAGAAAAACAAAGUCUUCUUCACUAAUUGAUGUACAAAUGGUCACUUUGUGGGUGAAGUAUUCCUUUAAUAUGAAAAAAAAAUUACUAUGAAAAUUUUGGGAAAAAAUAACUGGUAAUGUAUGUUAUUACAAUAAGUUAUUUAUACUAAGAGGCUCUAAAAAUGAAUACUGUACACAGUUUGUAAUAUGGAAUAGACCCUUGUCACAGCAGACAUUUUGACAUGUAGGAAAAGCACAGGUGUAUUUAAUAACAUUAAUGAUGGCUGCUUUCCAUUUAGGGCAGGUCAUGGUACUGUGCAUACUGGCCCACAUAGGCCCAAUCCCAAACCACUCCCUACCCACUACCACUUCACUGCCGAGUGUCACUCCAAAUCAGGUUACACUCGCAGAUGCGGGGGCACUCCUGAUUAAAGGGAAGUGUAUGAAAGAGAAGCCAAACCAUGGGAUGGCUGCGCUACUCUACCGGAAGAAGGAAGCAGAUGUAACCAUGGAUACCGACAGGCACUUUGUGAAAGCAAAAUAGAGCAACAGGCUAUUAAAAAAACAUUUAAAUAUUAAUUAAAAUGAGUUAAAUUAAAAAUAAACUUGGAUAAGUCAGAUAAGAGAUACAGUGCAGUGGAAUCAAAGUAAUUAACUUGUUCAUGUUUUCUAGACACAGCUUACACAUUUACAGAUUAAUUCAUGUGGGCAGUCUUACCUCCAUCUCAGCUUUGCAGCAUUCCUCUUUUUAGUGAAGAGACUCUCAUUUUUAAUCCGUAGAUCGAUUAACUGCUUUGGUUUUUCAUCUGUCCCUGUGAACACAGAAUUAUAUAUUUUUUUUUACAAAUCAUGAGAAUGGGAUGAGGAAUUUUUUUGACAGUUUUAAAUAGUUUAUUUAAGCAUUUGGACAUGAAGGUUUUCAUUGUUUGACACCAGAAAUUCUGUGUGUUUGUUUGAGACUAAAGUCAGCGUGAGGAAAACAAAUGUGUGUGUUUGAUCUAAAAUAUUUUACAAAGUAGAAAGACGGAACUCUUACAUUUGUACGUUGUUUCCUCCAUUGUGAUGUUGCGCUUCCUGCUGGGCUCAUCAGAAGCCUGCACUGAUGCACACUCGCUAUCCAAGGGCUGAGCAGUCCACUCGCACUCAGCGAUAACUGGUUUGGGACAGCCCUUAAUAUGGCAGAGCAAACAGAGGGGGAGUGAAUAGGGUGAGGGGAUAGAGGCUGGUUUGGAAUUGGGCCUUAAUGUAACUGAGCCAUCGUUAAUGUUCUCAGUUUCACUUGUGCUUUUCACUUGUGCGAGUCAAAAUGUCUGCUGUGAAAAAGGUCUACUGAGACACAUCUUGCAUUUUUGACAAGGUCAGGGACAAAAACACUACAAUUUUUUUUUUAACAACAUAAAAUAGGAGUUUGUCACCGUGAACAUUUUGUUUUGAAAGUGCAUGUAGUUGAAGUGUUAGAGGGAUUUGUAGAUGGAGUAAAGGAUGUUGGAGAUGAUGGUGUAGUCAAGCAAUCUUUCCCUGGCUGAAGAGGCAUCAGUGUGCACCCUGAAGAUUAAAACCAGGGUUACCUGUUAGAGAACGAGCUGAGGACACUAUAGAGAGUGAACUGAGGAUACACUCUCUUUGUAAACCUGUAUUUUACUAUGUCAGACUGAAACUGUCAGCUCUCGCCUCAUUUGCUCUAAGAUUCUGCACCAGCUGUGAUCCUUUGUCACCUCUGAAUUUAUCCAAUAAAGACCUUUUCCAAUGA